Messenger RNA from Symsagittifera roscoffensis, 1396 nucleotides. RefSeq names its product dynactin subunit 2-like. NCBI's taxonomy places the organism in Eukaryota, Metazoa, Xenacoelomorpha, Acoela, Convolutidae. The record is from RefSeq and is a predicted model, not a curated record. The transcript is spliced from 5 exons. Bases 33 to 1214 code for a protein of 393 amino acids. Gene Ontology annotation, biological process: mitotic spindle organization. Gene Ontology annotation, cellular component: cytoplasm; dynactin complex; centrosome.
UGUUGUGAUAAACUUAUUAAAUAGAUUGAGAAAUGGAUUUGACUAAGUUUUCGAACCUGCCCGGCAUCGACACGUACAAUGCAGAUGUGUAUGAGUCAUCUGAGAUGCCAGAAGCGGAUCAGGCUGAUAUGAUGUUCAAACCAGGUGUGGACAACAGCGAAUGUGUCGAGAGAAUCAAUAUAUCCUUCUCAGACGCGCAGAACCAAUUCGCGCACAGCGAUGACUCCAAAGAUAGAAAAGACGACAUCUUCAAAAAUAGACAUUUCUCUUUUGGCUACUUUCCACGUUCGGAGUAUGAAAUUAUCUGCGAGAGAAGCCUAGAAACGCCUUCUCAGAAAUUUGACCGUCUGAAAACGGAGUUCACUGAGUUCAUAUCGAUGCUUGAUAAAAUGACGUCAGAUGAUGCUAGUGAGAAACAUCCAGCGAAUGCUGUCGAAAUGCGAGAAAGCGCCAAGAUGCUUUUGGAACAGUUACAAGAAGUUCAACUGGAUAAAAUAACUAAGUGUGAGGAAGCCGUAUUAGACCCAGAGGGAAGCAUUGCAAAGAAACUUACUAAUGAGAUCACAAAGUUGACGACUAAGUCAGAUUCCUCCGCAGGUUCGGAUCCGACCACAGGCGGAGACUCUGGUAAAGCAAAGUAUGAGUUGUAUGUGCCGAGUAGUAGCAGUACCAAAUCUAGCACCCUUGUUGAGCUGGAGAACCGAGUGGCGUCGCUGGAGAAAUCAAUUGGAUCUGCCUCUGGAGCAUCAAUAGCUUCUCUGGGCUCGGAGCCGAAUCUAGUCUCGGCUGUGGAGAAGCUGGAGGAGAAGGUGAAUCUGUUGGACAAACAGAGUCUGGACAUGAUUGAAUUCAGACUGCAAUCUUUGCUGGACAAACUAAAGGAGGUGAAGUCAAAACCAGUGCCUUCAGAGAAAUUGACUAAAGUAGCAGAGAUGCUGGAAGUAGCCCAAAAGUGGGAUGCAGUUGCAGACAGUCUGCCUCUGAUUGUAGACAGAUUGGCCGCACUUGACCCCUUGCAUCAACAAACACUGCAGUUUAGCCAAGCACUGAACACUAUCGAUACUCUGCAACAACAAAUCAACACUUCGAAUAAAAGUAACACUACGUCUUUGGAGACACUGAAAGUGAAUAUGGGUCAGAAUAUGCAGAAUAUUCAGUCUAAUAUUGCAUCAUUGGAAAAGAGAAUUGAAAAUUUGAAAAGUGAAUCUACUUAAAAAAUGGUUUAUAUCAACAUUCGGAUGAAGCUGCGUGUGAACCAAUAGAUGUCUGAUUGGCAUAGGCAGAUUAAUUGAAUUCGCAAAUAGUUUUCUUAAUAUAGUUGGAUUUCGGGCGAGAUAUUUUGUUUAUAUUUAUUAUAAUUCAGGUAAUGAGUUUCUAAUUCAAUUGAUUAAAUGAA